AUGGGGUUUGAUGGGGUAUGAUGGGAUCUGAUGGGAUCUGAUGAGGUAUUACGGAUAUGGGCUAUGGGAUGUGGGACAUUGUGGGCUGUGGGACGUUACUGGAUGGGGGACAUGAUGGGAUGCGGGGUAUUAUGGGAUGCCCCCAGGUACCCGCGCCCGGAGGAGCUGCCGACGCUGAUCCGGGUGAGCAUUGAGAGCGGGCGCAUGACCCACCACCACCCCACAGGAUACCUGGGCGCCUUGGCCGUGGCGCUGUUUGGGGCGCUGGGGGUCCGCGGGGAGCCCCCCGAGGUGUGGGGAGCCGAGCUGCUGCGCGUCCUGCCCCACGCCUGGGAUUACGUGGAGGGGGAAGGGGUGAACGUGGGGGACAACGCCGCUGCCUGGGGCUUCUUUGGGGACAGCUGGCGCCG
This is a messenger RNA of Lagopus leucura (white-tailed ptarmigan), 410 nucleotides long. RefSeq names its product protein ADP-ribosylarginine hydrolase-like. The annotation marks the transcript as partial. The transcript is spliced from 2 exons. The record is from RefSeq and is a predicted model, not a curated record. Lineage: Eukaryota; Metazoa; Chordata; Aves; Galliformes; Phasianidae.